This is a messenger RNA of Leptidea sinapis, 7407 nucleotides long. RefSeq lists its product as uncharacterized. Gene Ontology annotation, cellular component: plasma membrane. Bases 494 to 2833 code for a protein of 779 amino acids. The transcript is spliced from 14 exons. NCBI's taxonomy places the organism in Eukaryota, Metazoa, Arthropoda, Insecta, Lepidoptera, Pieridae. The record is from RefSeq and is a predicted model, not a curated record.
ACUACGCUCGCCCCCGCACCACGUUUGUUUCGCGCGACUUCAGUCGUUCCCGUCGAUAGAUUUGUUUGUGAGUGAGCGAUGUGAAUACGUUAUCGUCGCCGGUCGGAGAUGUUUUGGUAAGAGUGCGGGGUUGACCGCGCGCUAUCGUUCGCCAGUGUUCAGUGGUACGCGGGUCGCGGACGCCGUCGCCAGAACCGCGCGGAAUGUUCACGACAGUCCAUCAUAAUUGGACAAACAUGUCGGGUUGUUUGCGGUGACGUUGUGAUAGUACAGACAUGGUGUUGAUUGUGGUAGUUUCCCAUUGAUUUAGUACAACAGGUAGCGAUAGAAUGUGUUCUAGUUAUAAAAAAAUGAUUGAGAAAACUGUGCAAGUGAACAAAAGUACGUGAUAGUGAACAACAAUGACAAAAUAAUAAGUGGCUAAACAGUGCAGUGGGUAAAUAAAACCAUGGAUUCAAAGUAGAUAUUUAAGUUGAACACUUAAACAGUGAAAAUGGAGGGUGCCUUACUGAGCACCCAAAGUAAUAACAGAUUCCGUACUCACCUGAAGAAUGCAGCAUCAGCUCUAUGCGCCAGGACGUUGCCAAAGUCCAGAUGCAGUGAAUCACCAGCGAGCACUGCUAGGCAUCACACCUAUCCUCGGGCUACUCCGCCUAGGAGGGCACCGAUCACUUGCCGGGUGGAGCCGCUAUUUAGCGACCUGCCGCAAAAGUCGGUCGAGCCGAGCGCUGAUGAAUCGUCAUCGAAUAAGCCGAACGGAAUCGUCAAGUUGCAAGGAUCUAUAGCAAGGGAGGUGGCGAGCGCGUGGCAGUGCCGCAUCGGGCCCUCGGAUCAGCCCGCGCCCGCCCACCGUGUACAGAGUCUCUUCAACGACAUCGAGCUCUAUCCGACUAAGACGCAGGUUUUUGAAAUGCUGGUCUGCGCCCGUCAAUGCGCUCGAAGGAAAUCUCUGAUCCUUACGUUCGGGGAGUUUUGCGUGUUCGCUGCGGAACUACGACGUUGCUCAAGACAAACCAGAUCGGUCUCGAAUAAGCCAGAAUCACCCGUGUAUUCAACAGCCAAGGACUAUCGAGAUAAGGAUGGGCUCUGCAAACAUGUGAACGGUAGCGAGGCGUCGCCGGCGCCGUGCGAGGUGUUCCUGGGCGGGUCGUGUAACCCCACCACGUGGCGCUCCGACAUCGCCAUCCCGAUGCUCAACAAGAUGGGCAUCACCUACUUCAAUCCACAAGUGGACGACUGGUCGACGGAACUGCUCGAGGUGGAGCAUCGGGCGAAGGCCGAGGCUCGAGCGCUGCUCUUCGUGCUGGCGAGUGAGACCCGAGCCGUGGCCGCGUGCGUGGAGGCGGCUCACCUGGCGGCCGCGCCUCGCGACCUGCUGCUGGUGCUGCGACCGUACGCGCGACACCAGAUGAUUGGCGGCGAGACCAUCACGGACCAAGAAUAUGUAGAGUUGUCUCGCGCUCGGGCUACCCUACAAGAGGUGGUGGAGAGGCGUGGUCUACCCGCGUUCACGGACAUCCCCGCGGCGCUGCGUUGCGCACGCGCCGUGUUGCGCGGUGCCCGCACGCACCCGGGCCACUCGCUCGGACACACCAUCCUGCGUCUGAAGCGUGCUUACGACGCCGCGGGCGGACGCCACGGCCGACUGGCGCGUCCGCGAGCCGUCGACGCGCUCAAGGAGGCCACGCGGGUCACACGAGAACUCGCCGAUAAAUGCCUUCCUCCUAACACCGACACCAUUGAUUUUGAAACGUUCUGCGCUGCUGUUGCCGAGCUAGCUGCUGAUGCAGGUGGAUGCGUAGAAGGCGGCGGUCGACCGCGCCGCGCGUUUCCGAGCGUCGCGGCACGUGUUCGUCGCGCGUUCCGUUCGAUGUGCGACUUUAUCACGUCCAACACCAAUUCGUCUGAAUAUCAAAAAAAUAGCGGUCACGAGUCGAGCACUGUUCCCGAGCGCGCCAAUGAGCGCGUGUCCCCGCUGAGCGAGCGACGCGACGCAAAUGUGCGGACGCGGAACCCGAGGUUGCGGGCAUACGGGCAGAAGCUGUCGCUGUUUAUACCCAAGAACGGCGGACACAGAGCGGGCGCGGGUGAGACGCAGGACGCCGCGUCUGGCGAGAGCAGCGGCGAGAGCGUGUUCACGCCGGGCACGGAGCGUCGUCUGGACCGGCUGCCUGCCAUGUUGGGGGCGCCCACUCACGACGUGUACCUGGCGGGCGCCUUCCCGUCGAACGAUCCAAAGCCGGAAGACAUAUUAAGGCGGGAGGGUUUGACGUACGUGAUCCCUCGUGCCAACGACUACACGCGCAUGUUCUCUGCGCCGGCGCGGCGCUGCGCCCCCGACCACCCGGAGUCCCCCCGCCGGGACAAGAAGCCCCGCCCUGCCUCGCCGGGGAGCCCCGCCCCGGCUGAUGACGUCAUACUGAGGGAGAGGGCCGCGGAGGGACAGCGGGCCGCCGACCGGCUCAGUGCCUCGGACUUUUACACCGUCUCCGAGGAUGUCACUCCGCAGCCGUUCAAGGGCACGUAUGAUGAGGACCUGCUACUGGGAUCGCGGCUGCUAGUGUUCUCUCUGAGCAGCGAGGCGCCCAACUUCUCCACCAUGGUGCUGGCCGCUCACUACAUGGGACUCCGGGCCUCUUCCACGCUGCUCAUAGUACAACCCAUGAGGCCGCCUGCCGCCUGCGUACACGACUACAGCGAGGCGGCAGUAAGUGACUACAAUCGCGGGCGACACUACCUCACCGACCUCGCUCGUCGGGCGGCCGUGCCCGUGUUCGACAACGUGCACGACGCUAUGGCCUGCGUACUCGACAGGCUCCGCCCCUCCGUGUAGCACGCUAUUGACAACUAUCACACGCGGACUCUAAAUUUAUACUAGGUAUCAAGUAUUCACGACAGCGAAUGUAAUUAAUAUUAAAACAGCUCUGGCGUAGAAGAUCAUACAAGUGACCAUUGUGUCAUCCUACUUUGUAAAUAUACACUUACUGUGUACUUUGGCCAUUGUACCAGCCGCCGCAAGCCAUCACAUGGAUAGAAAACGGGCACUGAGAGACUGGGGCUUGGCAUGAGCUCUGAAUCUCUAUUUAAUUUUGCUGCGCCCAAGGCCGAAGUAGCCACGAUAAUCGCCAAUUCCGCUGAGGAGAAAGAAAGAAGAUGAACAUUCAGUAAAAUACUGCACUUUUGAUAGUUAAUUAACACUGAGUAUCUACUUAAUUGUAAAAUUAAGCUUUUUCCUAUUGACUACGAGUAUAUAACAAGUAGAACCAAAAUAGCCAUUCAAUAGUUUGUCAUUAAUGCCACAGUUGCGAUACAUAUUGAGACUAUUUUUUAAUGCAGUUCAUUUUAGCAUAGCGUAUUGAUAUAGUUUAAUCAUAAUUAUGAAAGUACCUAUGGAAAAUACAAUGCGUCUAAAAAUCUUAUUAUGUUUUUACACUUUCGUUUUUAGAAAAUGUUUUUUCUUAAAGUUUUAUUACUUGGAAAUAAAAAGUUUCCGCCUUGAACUAAAACCGCGCGGCAAUAGUAAAAAAAAAUAUUUUAUUUUAUUUGAGCAAAAUAAUUUUCAAAGCAUUCUUUUCAUUCGCUAUAAAGUCAAAUUCAAAUAUUUUUUAUUAAAAUUUGAAUUAACGAACACUGAUUGAGAGUCAGUAUCUACUCCAAAUUCGCAAAAGAAAUGCCUUAGGUCUGAGAAGAAGCACAAAUAAAAUAAACUUCUUUUAAGAGCAUUCGCAAGAUGAACGGUACCUUAACCAGUUGUUGAUGAAUGCUGUUUAUGGCUCCUCCAUCAGCACCGAUUUUUGUCACAUUCAAAGUACAAACAGGAACAGUCGUCACAUUUUUGUUACUGUACAUGAUAAAAUCACGGAACAGAAAAUACAAGUGGAAGUAGUUAGUAAAAUUGUAAUGGCAAUAAAAUUCAUUUAUGUGAUAUUAUUAACUAGCUGACCCGACAGACGCUGUUCUGUUAAUAGAAAAAAAAUGAUCUAAGUAUUCGGGAAUAAUGUAGUCUAAUGCCAAUAUAAAUGUAUAAUCAAAGAUUUAACUCAUUUAAAAAUGAAACAAGAACAUUUCUGAAUUAUAAUAGGUAGUAAUAAAAUGAUAAGGAUUAAUAUCGUUUUUGUGUAAACAGAUUUUACAUAAUUGCCAAUUUUUUAAGUAUUAAAAUGGAUAUAGUAUUUUAUCCUUAAGAGAUAGACAUAUGCCAUCACAGACUUUUCUGUAGGCCUAUAUAAGAUACACUAUUCCACCAUACAUUGUUUUCUUAUAUCUCAAAGGGUUUGGACAGCGUUUUGGUUAAAAGCUCUCAGACGGCUUAUUUUUUUCCGACAUCUCCCGCAAAUAUCGUUAAUGUACACAAAAAUGUAUUCGAAAACUAAAUCUCCCUCAAGAACCAAGCUAUCCAUCGGUGGAUAACAGCAUGAAAAUCGGUGCAGUAGUUUUUGAGUCUAUCGCGAACAGACAGACGUGGCGGAGGACUUGUAUUAUAUUGACUUGUUUUAUAAUGUGUAGUGAAGAAGCACAGGCGCGCUUAUAUUUUUUGUAAGGAUCGAAUCGUCAUGAUACAGAAAGUAUGAGCGACAUCUAUCGAGUCUAUGGGGCGCGAUAACUGCGUGAUACUUCCACCUGUAUUCUCUGUUGUUUACGAACUCACAAACAUUUAAACAUCACAAUAUUUUAUGGGCACUUAAUAAUAAUGUAUUAAUUUUAUUUAUAUCUAAUGAAUUAGUUACAUUUUUAAAAGCCUGUCAAUACACCUGGCUUAUUUUACCGUCGACAUAAAUAUGCUGAGAUACUUAUCCAGUGGAGAAAAUACAAAUUCAGAUUUCUCAACUCGACAUAUGGUAUGGUCUUUAAAUUAGGUUCUAACAACCACUUCAUCAUCACAUUUGCUAAAGCUUAUGAAUCUCAUCACAAUUAUAAUAUUCCGGACCCAUACCCCUUCAAUAUAUUUGAUUUUAUUACUAGAAAAAAAAUUAUGUCAUCUUGAUAAUUUUCUUGUGUGUAAAAUGUGUCUUGGACAGUAUGUUGAAGUUUUUGAAAGUGUAGCCAACUUUAAAUGAAUUAGGUAAUGCAAAAAGGACUUAUAUAUUAAAGAAAUAUAACGCGAAAUUAAUUCACAUAUAAUGUAAUAUGUAGGUAGUUACAAUAUGAUACUAUCGAUAAUAUAGACUCAAUUCCAUAGGCUGUAGAACACAAUAUAGUUUUAAAUUUGCUUAACAGUAUAUAACCGAGCGGAGAUGGUAUCUCACCUUUGUAAAAUAAACACUACCAAACGGCUAUCCAUGUUUAACCAGGCCACGGUGUAUCGAGAGCAUUGCGAUUAUAGUUAACGACAGACAAAAAUUUAAUAUUUUGAUAAUAAAUGCUUGUAUAAUAUUAUGUAUUAUAAGAAUUUUUAUUUAACAGUUGGCGUCAUUACUCUGUAAAGAUCCUGCCAAUAUAGAUUUACAAUGUAAUUGUUUCACGAACAGCAGUAAUCUGUUUGUGUGGUUGUCAUUCAUUAGGGAUUCGUGCCAUCUCCAUCUGUUUAAGUAUUGUGAGGUAUGUCUAGUACAUAACGCGUGAGUCUCAUAUCAUUGUAAGUAAUUAUUUAAUUUUAUAUUUACUUGAUAUUUCAUUUAUAUAUUAGCAUGUUAUAAGUAGAACCGAGUCUCUCUCUACGUCAACUCUCUCUAUAUGUAAUAUAAAUGGACUCUAGUAUUGUGAAUGUGAGCGAGAGAUUGAAUGCAGGGUGAUGGAUUUGUUUAAUCGCGUAUAAGUUAUAUUAAAUUUAUUAUCUGCCAUUAGUUGGUAACAUUGACAAGGAAUAAUUGUGGAAUUGCGAUCGCACACUUAACGGUUAAAGUUACGACCGUAAUCGUUCAGUUUGCAAUCGAAAACUAUGUGGAGAGUCUGAUCUUACAGAUACUGUAAGUAGGGUUGCCAAUUUUUUGUAAAAGGUGUAGCAGAUCCGAUUACAGAGAGGUUAAUUAAUAAAGAGUACAUAUUAAUAAAAAAAACAAACAUUUAUUUAAAUUUUAUAACACGUUCCAACUACUUAUCACAUUGAUAUUUUAAUAUAUCCAGGCGUGAUUGAUUUGAUGUUAUUUUGUGACGCCAAUGCUUUCAGAAACGGCUGAGUUCUAUGGCUUUGGGCACCACCUAGUAUGGUAUAUUAAAAGUAUAUUGUAUGUAUUAUGUAAAUGUGCAUGGCUUGCAUAUGCCAAAAAAAAUAUGUGAUUUUAUAAAAAGGGAUUAUCGCAGCGUACUCUAUAAGUGUUAUGAUUAAUAAAGUACACCUACAUGAAAAUAUAGAGUAUAAUGCUCAUUUUAAACGUACGGUUGGCAGCCCUGAUUUUAAGAUAUAACAGAGACGUAUCUCUCUUAGAAAACUCUAGGACUGUAAUCAUAACUCAUACCAGAGCUACUCGACGACAUGCUAUUUGACAGUUGUUACGUUAAUCCACUGACCUCUACUAUAUACCAAUGGACAGGCGGCUCCCAAAUUGCUUUUCUGCCUGUUUGAUAUUCGCCAUUUUGGCGCUGUUGGCCAUGUAGCGAGAGUCUGCGGUACUAAAACUAGUGAUGACAAUAAUGCAAACAUCGAUAGAUGGUGGGAAACUAUUUACAAAAAAAAAUAUUUUGUACUUGAUUACGUUGAUUUUUGAAGUAUAAUAAACACGAAAAAAGAAAGAAAUUAAAUCUAAUUGCAAAAAUCAGAGUAUUGUACGUUCCUUCGCAGCCAUAAUUGCUGUCAAAUAUAUGGAACAGCCUCACCAGUGAUAUUUAUACAGGUCAGUGUGCUAAUCCCGGCAUAAUAAUAGCGGCAUGUCAUUGACAGAGUGAUCAAUGAUGACACAAUGAUAGGUUAUUGCUGUCAAAAUGUAGUUUGUCUAGCUUGUUACUGCAAUGAACGUAAAUAACCAAUCCCCUCGAAAUAGAUCUUUAUAAGUAUGUUAAAUUUUCUAAGAGUACAAAUGCGGUUUGCUCAUUAUGCAAAUUUAAGUAUGUAUGUUUAGAAUAAUUUGGAAAACAUUAUGCAAAAAAAAUUGUUGUUAUUUUAUACUCAUUCUUGGUAUAGAUGUAACGGAAUUAUUAGGUAACUUAAAUUAAUAUAUAAUGCUUGCAAAAUAAUUCAUCAAGAUUUGAAGCCUUUGUAAUUACCUUAAAUAGGUAUACUUAUUAAUUAGAUAUAAUAUAUAAUAGGUAAGUUAUCUUAAUACACCUUGACCCACUGUCACAAAACUUAGGUGAAUGCCGGCAAAUAUUAUUUGCUAGUCACAGUAUCCAUUUAUACUUAAGUAUUUGUAAUAUUGUUUGAUAGUACAAAGUUCUAAUUUAUACAUAAAUUUCAUUUAAUAAAUUGUAUUUAUAUGCCAUGUACGCUUAUUUUAAACUAAACAUCACAUGUAAAUAUAGAAAUUUGAAUUA